AUGAAGACGAAAUUGAGUGUUGCGCCGCGGAAGGCGCGGAAGAAAAUCUCCUUCAAUGCUAACCGCAACAAGGUGCGUUUCAUUCGCGUUCCUCCACGCUCGCAGAACCGCAAGUUCUGGUUCACUGAAACGCAGCGCAUUGUCAAGAAGGGACUUAACUUUGAGGUGGAGCCGGAGAUCAUGAUUGAGGUAAACAUUGAGUGUAGGAUGCAGAUCACAGCGUUGGCACGUAAACCGCUAUCUCAGUUAGGCAAGGGGCCAGCAGCCAACGGUAUUGAUGGCGCCGCCGCCUCCUCGUCCCUCGCAUCGUUGGCAAAGCGUAGCUACAUUGAGUUGGAAGAGACCGACCCACUCUUUCUGCCUGAUGCACGGAAGCGUAAUCGAUGGCAGUGCGUUGGCUCAGUCAGUUCGGGGGAGAUGACGAAGGUCAGGAUUGUGAUGCCGCCUGGCAGCUACCGCAUGCGGUGCACGGGUGGGGAUGUGGUGCAGGUCUUCGCACAGUCCUGGGAUAUUGAGCGAGAAUUGAUUUAG
Leishmania braziliensis MHOM/BR/75/M2904 is the source of this 531-nucleotide messenger RNA. RefSeq lists its product as hypothetical. Lineage: Eukaryota; Euglenozoa; Kinetoplastea; Trypanosomatida; Trypanosomatidae. Bases 1 to 531 code for a protein of 176 amino acids. The record is from RefSeq and is a predicted model, not a curated record. The transcript has a single exon.